GAUAAUAUACCCGAAGAUAUAUCUGCCGAUAAAAAAGCUAAUAUACCUGAAGUUAUAUCUGACGAUAUAAAUGAUAAUAUACCCGAAGAUAUAUCUGCCGAUAAAAAAGCUAAUACACCUGAAGUUAUAUCUGACGAUAUAAGUGAUAAUAUACCCGAAGAUAUAUCUGCCGAUAAAAACGCUAAUAUACCUGAAGUUCCCACUGCUGAUAUACCAGAAGAAAUAAAUAAGAACACAUUUGCCGAUAUAUCUGCCGAUAUAAAUGCUAAUACACCUGAUGAUAUACCAGCAGAGAUGAUUGUCAACACACCUCAUGGAUCUAUACCUACAGAAAUAUCUGCUGAUAUCCCUUCUAAUGUGUAUAGUCCUACACAUGGUGUUAUACCUGGUAUUAAACAUAAUCAUAUAUUCCACCCUGUACGUGGUCAUUCAUCCAGUGUUACCCCUAGUUUUAUAUAUGAUCCUGUAGCUGGUUCUAAAUAUGGUUUUAAUUCAGAUCGUGUACCUGACAUUAAAUCUGAUUUUAUGUCUAGUCCUAUACCUAGUUUUAAAUCUAAUUUUAAACCUGGUCCUAUCUCCAAUUUUGCACCUAGAAUUACAUCUGGCAUUAAUACUGAUCCUAUAUCUAGUUUUAUAUCUAAUUUUAAAUCUGCUCCUAUAUCCAAUCCUUCAUCAAGAAUUACAUCUGGUAUUAAUAGUGAUCCUAUAUCUAGUUUUAUAUCUGAUUUCAAACCUGGUCCUAUAUCCAAUCCUUCAUCUAGAAUUACAUCUGGCUUUACAUCUGGUGUUAUACCUGGCGUUAAUCCUAAUCCUAUAUAUCGUAUUAAUGAUGGUUCUACAGCAGGUGUUAUAUCCGAUUCGAUACCUGUUUCUAAACCCAGACGUACACUUGAUUUAAACUUUGGUUCUACACUUGGCAUUAAUUCUGUUCCCGUACGUAGUUUAAUCCCUGAUAUUAAACCUGGUUUUACAUCUGGUAUGAAUCGUGACCUACCUGGUCCUGCACUUAGUUUUAAUCCCAGUUCCACACUUGGUUUUAAUCCUGAACCUGAACGUGGUAUUAAUCACGCGCCUAUAACAGAUUAUAAUCUUGGUCCUCUAUCAAGUUUCAAUCUUGGUUCUGAACGUAGUAUUAAUCACGCGCCUAUAACAGAUUAUAAUCUUGGUCCGCUAUCAAGUUUCAAUCUUGGUUCUGAACGUAGUAUUAAUCACGCGCCUAUAACAGAUUAUAAUCUUGGUCCUCUAUCAAGUUUGAAUCUUGGUUCUGAACGUAGUAUUAAUCCUGCGCCUAUANCCGAACAUAAUCUUGGUCCUCUAUCAAGUUUGAACCUCGGUUCUGAACGUGGUAUUAAUCCUGUGCCUAUAACCGAUUAUCAUCUUGGUACUGUAUCUGGUAUUAAUCCUGGUCUUACACGUAAUGCGCACAAAUCUCCAAUUUUUUAAAAAAAUAUUUCUACGGAGAUUAUAACGAAAACAAUUUAUGUUCUUUCACUUCUAUAACAUUAAAAUAA
Messenger RNA from Centruroides sculpturatus (bark scorpion), 1511 nucleotides. RefSeq names its product tetra-peptide repeat homeobox protein 1-like. The record is from RefSeq and is a predicted model, not a curated record. Lineage: Eukaryota; Metazoa; Arthropoda; Arachnida; Scorpiones; Buthidae. The transcript has 2 exons. Bases 295 to 1443 code for a protein of 382 amino acids.